AUGAGGAAACUAUCACACGUUAUGCACGGGCAUAUAUUUUACAGUUGAUGGGUGGGAGUAUUUUUGCCGAUAAAUCAACUCGUUAUGUGCACCUAAUGUUUCUACCAUUCUUAGCUAAUCUGCACCACACGGGGCGAUAUUCUUGGGGUGGAGCCUGUUUGGCAUGGUUGUAUAGACAAUUAUGCAAGGCAUCCAAACAAGGUGUUCGUGAAAUAGCUGGGCCACUAAUAUUGUUACAAAUAUGGGCUUGGGAACGAUUCCCAAUAGUGGCUCCGCAACUCCUACAUGUCAAUGCUAAUCAAUUACACGGUCGAGCUUAUGGUUCAAGAUGGAGAGAUCAAUUUUGUGUGACAAGAUCGGCUACACAUGUAGUCUCUCAGUAUAGGUACAUGUUUGAUCUUCUUCAACCUAGUCAGAUUGUCUGGGAGCCAUACAAAACUGUCAUAGAUAGUUUGCCACAUUUUUGUACAAACGGUCACAACAUAUGGCGGACGAUUAGUCCUCUCAUAUGUUUCUACAUUGGUGAGUGGCAUCAUCCUGAUAGAGUACUUAGACAGUUCGGUAUUCAACAAGCUGUUCCACGUGACUGUAAUACUGAACCACUGUUGCACAACAUUGACCUGAGGACUGCUGAUUGGUCAGAUAGAGUUGCUCAUUUAGUGAUGCGAUGGCAUAAUCGCAGAAGGUUUACUGCUACGGGACCUCCAAUUGAGCAGUUUGAUAUGGAUGUAACUCAAGAAUACAUCAAUUGGUACAAAAACAUUAGCAAGCUCUAUAUCACCCAACCGGGAGCUGCUAUGAGUCAUCUGAGAUCAAACAAUAUUAGACUUCGGAAUGUUGCAGAUGAUCCACAACAGGUUCUAAAUAUAUGCAACGAUAACGAGCAGUAUAUGGAGAACAUCCACUAUAUGUACGAUGUCCUUAUUGUACCUGCUCCUGUUCAGAGGAGACGUCCUCUAGUGCAAGAGCCCGAUCAAUUGGAAGAAGUUGACCAACACGGGGAAGAAGUGCCUCCAAUGACACAAACACAAAGCGAGCAUAAUUACGUUAGUCCAGUAAUGAUGAUGCCAACAUUUGGAACGACAUAUUAUGAUUCAGAAGUCGGUCAAUCGUCAGACUUUGGAAGAGGAUAUUACAAUUCAGAGGCAGGUCAAUCAUCAACGGACUUUGGGCAACAAUACUAUGAUUUAGGGAGCGAUCCAUCGUCUUCAUACAUGCAUGGUCACGGGCGUGGUCGUGGAGAACAUAAUGAAUAUUUGUACUACGAAGUGCCUGCAGCGGUACCCGAGCAAUCAAAUGAGCUACAGCAACAAGAGAAUGCAGCAGUACCCGGACAAUCAGAUGAGCAACAACAACAAGAGAAUCAGGAGGAAAUACAACAACAGAGAGUUCAAAGUCGACGACGACAACCGGCUAGAAAUCGUCGACGUCCAGGUUGUGGAACACAUUGAUUUUUUUUCCUUUGAAUGAAAAUUGUUAAAUUAUUGUAUUAAACAUUUUGAUUCAUAUUUAAUUAUUUUACAAUCAAAAGUACUUACUACAAA
This is a messenger RNA of Cucumis melo (muskmelon), 1544 nucleotides long. RefSeq names its product serine/threonine-protein phosphatase 7 long form homolog. The record is from RefSeq and is a predicted model, not a curated record. Lineage: Eukaryota; Viridiplantae; Streptophyta; Magnoliopsida; Cucurbitales; Cucurbitaceae. The coding region runs from base 48 to 1451 and encodes 467 amino acids. The transcript has 4 exons. Gene Ontology annotation, biological process: meristem development; meristem maintenance.